AAAUCAAAUCCAAAUCUCCCAAAUCCAAAACAAACCCUAAAAUCUGGAGGAGUAGAGAGAGGGAGCGAUGGACGCGCUGAGGAAGCAGCUGGACCAGCUCAUGGGGGCGAAUCGGAACGGCGACGUUCGGGAGGUGAAUCGCAAAUAUUACGAUCGCGAUGUGUGUCGCCUCUACCUGGUCGGACUCUGCCCCCACGAGCUUUUCCAAUUAACGAAAAUGGAUAUGGGACCCUGCCCCAAGGUUCACUCUCUGCAACUCAGAGAAGAAUACAAAGAAGCUAGGAAGCAAGGGACCGAUAACUAUGACAGAGACCUGGAGGAUGUCAUAGAUAGGCUCAUUGUUGAAUGUGAUCGGAAAAUUUCUAGAGCCCUUAAGCGCCUUGAGGAUGAUGAUGCGAAAGCCGCCAUUGCAAUUUCUGUCUCCGAGGUUACUCAGACACCGGAGAUACUUGAGUUGUCAAAGCAGAUCAAAGAGAAGCUUGAAGAAGCUGAUAGAUUCGAUCUUGAAGGGAAGACAGAUCUUAAGAUUCGAGCUCUGGAGAUAUUAGAAGAUCUCAGGGGAAAGAGAGCAGACAAACAGUCAACGCUUCUUUUGGAUGCUUUCAAUAAGGAUAGGGCAGCUUUACCUCAACCCCUGCCAAAUCCACCACCUUUGGCUCCGUUGCCUGUAGUUGUUCCUGACGCUCGUACACAGGAAAUGAUAAAUGAAAAGUUGAAGAAGGCAGAGGACCUUGGUGAGCAAGGAAUGGUUGAUGAGGCGCAAAAAGCGUUGGAAGAGGCCGAAGCACUGAAAAAGUUGCCUCCCAGGCAGGAGCCUGUCCUGGAUUCCUCCAAGUAUACUGCUGCUGAUGUGCGAAUUACGGAUCAAAAGCUGCGUGUCUGUGACAUCUGUGGAGCAUUUCUUAGUGUUUAUGACAGUGAUCGUCGUUUAGCUGAUCAUUUCGGUGGGAAACUUCAUUUAGGCUAUAUGCAAAUCCGUGAGAAGUUAGCAGAGCUGCAGGCAGAGAAAAACAAGAUUCGCAAGGUUGAUCGGUAUGAUGAAAGAAGAUCAAAAGAGAGAAGCAAGGAACGUGAUAGAGAACCUAGUAGGGACAGAGAACGCGGCGAUAGCCGCGACCGAGGGAGGGAUCUUGAUCGUAGGAGCAGAGAUCGAGAUAGGCACUAUGACCGUGAUCGUGGAGAGCGUGACAGAGAUUCAAACCGCUCCCGCAAUUAUGAUUCAAGAAGUCACCGUAGGUCACGCUCUCGGUCACGGGAACGUUCCAAGGAUUAUGAUCGCCACAGGCGUUACGACCGAUACUAGUUCUUGAUUUGAAGUAUGUGGAAAGAGGAUAUUUUGUAUUCCUGUCUAGGUCAGUUUUAAAACUUAUGUACCAAGAUGGUUUAAUGUUUCUUCCCAAGUUCUUUGUUUCGAGUUGAGCUUCUCCUCUGAUGGAUGUAAGGACUGCUUAGUUUUUCUCAACUUCGUAUUUAAGAGGUAUGCAUGAGAGGUAUGUUUUAUUGUCUUGAUAUAUCUUUAUUCACAUUUUCUUGAUAUUUGACUGAUCCUUGGCCAACAAAUAGAGAUGUAAAUCUUAAGAAAUCACUCCCUUGUUGAGAUUCAACGCCGUGUUAAAGACAUAUGUUGGUCAGCUACUUACAUUCAGUUGCCAUUGUUUAGUCUGAUCAAUACAUGUAGUGUUUGGAAAGGGUGAUGGGAUGAACCUAAUUUUUCAAGAAAUCAUCCAGAACUCUUUACAAAGAUGGAAGGUAAAAAUAAGAUUGCCUUGGUGCUAUGUGAUCCGGAUCUGUUCUAUCAAUCAUCUUCUGAGUUGUAGUUG
This is a messenger RNA of Fragaria vesca subsp. vesca, 1820 nucleotides long. RefSeq names its product putative RNA-binding protein Luc7-like 1-like. NCBI's taxonomy places the organism in Eukaryota, Viridiplantae, Streptophyta, Magnoliopsida, Rosales, Rosaceae. The transcript has 13 exons. The record is from RefSeq and is a predicted model, not a curated record. Gene Ontology annotation, cellular component: U1 snRNP; U2-type prespliceosome. The coding region runs from base 68 to 1303 and encodes 411 amino acids. Gene Ontology annotation, molecular function: mRNA binding. Gene Ontology annotation, biological process: mRNA splice site recognition.